This is a messenger RNA of Dreissena polymorpha, 2357 nucleotides long. Its product is annotated as phosphatidylinositol 3,4,5-trisphosphate 3-phosphatase TPTE2-like. Gene Ontology annotation, molecular function: phosphatidylinositol-3,4,5-trisphosphate 3-phosphatase activity. The transcript has 17 exons. Gene Ontology annotation, cellular component: cytosol. The coding region runs from base 167 to 1891 and encodes 574 amino acids. NCBI's taxonomy places the organism in Eukaryota, Metazoa, Mollusca, Bivalvia, Myida, Dreissenidae. Gene Ontology annotation, biological process: dephosphorylation. The record is from RefSeq and is a predicted model, not a curated record.
GUUAAAAGUAAACAUUUAUUCUUCUUGCGCAAUAACGAAAAUAAUCAACUUCGGUGAAAACAUGAACUAGUGGGUGAUGAUGAUGAGGCUGUGUUCCGGUAUCUUUGCUCAAAAUGGCAGCAUCGCAUGUACGAUACAGAGACAGCCUAUGCAGUAAUUAAAAAAAAUGAAUGAUACAAUAAAAGAAACUGACUUAGAUAAGAGUGCUUCUAGUGAUAGCAUAGGUUCUGCAAGAAGUCUUGAUGACUCAAUCACAGAGAAAGAUUUGGAGGAAUCAGAACAAUUUAACACUACAAGCAAAAAUGGCAAGCAUCCGUUUGACCAUGCAAAAAUCUACAUUGAGAUGGAUGACUUGGCAAUCGAGGCGGGCAGUUACAUGGAGGAGCCAUACCCCAACAUGGGACUCAUUCAUUCUGAACAUGAACUCAACAAACCUAGAAAUACUCCAGAGACCACAAUUCACAAGGCUCAAGUGGCAGUUAAGUCGGUUGUGGAGCACCUGGCGUUUCGCUUGUUUACAAUAUUGCUGAUUCUUGGCGAGUUCUGUGUUGUGAUUAUCGACCUAACUCUCAACAGCGACGGGCAUAUUGGUGACCUUGGCCUUCCAUCUCAAAUCAUCAUGGGCUACUUUGUGCUGGAGUUGAUUGCAAGAAUAUUUUAUAAAGGAGAACUAUUUUUUCACGACUGGAUGGAUAUUGUGGACUUGGUUAUAGUUCUUGCCACCUUUGUGCUUGAUCUUGUCUUUUCUAGCUCACAAUAUGUCAGACUGGGAGUUUUGGGUCGAAUAGUUCGGAUUCUGCGAAUCGUUCGUGGGGUCUAUCUCAUUUAUCAGCAACACAAACAUCUAGCCAUAGCUUCCAGACGAAUAGUAUCGCAAAACAAAAGGCGAUAUGUCAAAGACGGAUUUGAUUUGGAUCUAUGCUACAUUACAGAGCGGAUGAUUGCUAUGUCUUUCCCAUCUUCUGGUGUGCAGUCUAUGUACAGAAACAACAUCGAGGAGGUUUCACGUUUCUUUGAAACAAAACACCAAGGACACUACAAGCUGUAUAACCUUUGCAGUGAACGAGGCUAUGACCACAAAUACUUCGCAGACAGUGUUGAGAGAGUCCUUAUUGAUGAUCAUAAUGUGCCAACUCUGAGGGAGAUGGUGAUGUUCUGCCAGAGCAUGCACAAGUUCCUGUCCCAGCACCCGGAGAACGUGGUAGCCAUUCACUGCAAGGGGGGCAAGGGACGCACGGGAACCAUGAUCUGUACCUGGCUUGUAGAGUGUGGCAACUUUGAUGAAGCCCAGGACAGUUUAGAUUAUUUCGGUGAUAGACGCACAGAUCUUGAUGAGGGAUCAACAUUCCAAGGUGUGGAAACACCCAGUCAGAGUCGCUAUGUAGGGUAUUUUGGUAUUGUGAAGAACAAGCUCAAUGGACGACUACCAAAGGUGAAGUACCUAAAGGUGACCAGCUUGAGAAUCAACGCAAUCAAAGGGGUUGGCCUAGGAAAUGGGAAAGAUCUCAAAUUGGAAAUCUGGUGCAACAAAGUGUGUGUGUACAGGGUGAAGUUUGGCAAGGGUGAAAACUGUAAGCUCACCCAUCAUGCUGCUGAUGACUACAUAGAGGUCACGCUUCAGAACUGCCCAGCUCUAUCAGAAGAUGUGAAAGUUCGGUUCCUAAGCAAUUCGACUAACAUCCCAUCAGUUUAUGACAACUGUGCAUUUUACUUCUGGUUCCAUACAGCCUUCGUUGGAGACAGUCUGUCUCUGCCAAGGGACCAUAUUGACAACCCACACAAGAAGAAAGCACAGAAAGUGUUCAGAGAGAACUUUUCAAUUCAGCUCACGUUUGAGCAUGUACCAAAGCCUAUUGUCUCGGUGAACCUGAGCCAGGCAAUCCUUGGUUGAUCUCACAAUUUUAACAUCUACUGUUGCUUGAGGCAAAUAAAGAUUGGCCUUAGUUAGUUUGCCUGUCCAUCUGUUGUUCAAGACAUGGUUAAUGUUUUGUAUAACAUCAAUACUGCUUUAUACAAAGCUCUGAUACUUGUAUGAACACUCACAACACCCCCCCCCAUCUCAUGACCUCAUUUUGACCAUGACAUUGACCUUUAGGACCUAUACUUAAUUAGAAGAUCUUAAUGUUUAGUUCACCCACAAUGAUUGGUUUCUAACAUCAAUGCGUACUAGAAAGGUUUGAUACUUUAAUGCAUGACGUCUUUGAACAUAAUCAACACACCCUCAUCAUGUGAUCUUCAGACCUGUUUACCCUACCGAUUGCUUCUCAGUAGUAUGGAGGGCAUCUCUCAGUAGUUUGGGGCUGUUGUCAGUAGUUUUAAACUUUUCAAUCAUUUUGAGCAUUAAAACACCAUGACUG